AUGAACGGUUUGCUUAACAUAAUUCUUGUAAUUGAACAGGACGACGAAAAGGAGGAAAAAAAGCUACAUCUUCGCAAUGUUCAUAUUAUCCACAAGGCGAUUCCUUCUACCGUAUUGGGCCCACAGGCACAUAUCCCGAAUCCGGCCAAUCCUGUCGACCAAGCUUUAGAUCCUCCAGGUACACAGCAAGGAAGCGUUGCUGCCGCUGUUUCCGUCGCCGUUGCUGUCCCUGCCGUGGCUGUUCCCGCGGUUGCUCACCCUAUCGAAACCCCAGACAACGUGCCUAUCACAGAGUGUUCUAACGAGACGUGGAUGCAGGUUAUUCUUCACGAUAAUCGCCUUGGACAUAAGUCCUUUGGGCAGACUUGGAUCGUAUAUUCGACUGAAAUGGCACUUCGUGCUGAGCUACUGGAUUCUUAG
Lobosporangium transversale is the source of this 420-nucleotide messenger RNA. RefSeq lists its product as hypothetical. Bases 1 to 420 code for a protein of 139 amino acids. The record is from RefSeq and is a predicted model, not a curated record. The transcript has 3 exons. NCBI's taxonomy places the organism in Eukaryota, Fungi, Mortierellomycota, Mortierellomycetes, Mortierellales, Mortierellaceae.